Messenger RNA from Gigantopelta aegis, 4273 nucleotides. RefSeq names its product choline transporter-like protein 2. The transcript is spliced from 23 exons. NCBI's taxonomy places the organism in Eukaryota, Metazoa, Mollusca, Gastropoda, Neomphalida, Peltospiridae. Bases 116 to 2308 code for a protein of 730 amino acids. The record is from RefSeq and is a predicted model, not a curated record. Gene Ontology annotation, cellular component: membrane. Gene Ontology annotation, molecular function: transmembrane transporter activity. Gene Ontology annotation, biological process: transmembrane transport.
CCUAUUGAUUGCGAAAACUACCUGUACAUCGUAGAUGGCUUUCUUGUAGACGAAGCAGUGUAAAUUGUUUAUUUAGUACUUUGUUUAGUAGGUUAGUUGUUUAGUAUCAAUCGUGAUGGGGAAAAAACGUAAAGAAAGAGAGACAGAGGCAGCAGAGAUGGAGGAAUUUGAAGAAGAAACCGUGUCUCCGGAUACCAAGGAAUAUGGAAAACCUCGUCAUUAUGAUCCAAAUUUCUCAGGGCCUGUUGAAAAGAGGUCCUGUACAGACAUCAUCUGCUGUAUAUUGUUCCUCGUCUUCGUCACAGGAAUGGUCAUCAUCUCAGUAUUAGCAUAUGCACGUGGAAAUCCUUACCGUUUGAUCUACCCUACUGAUUCGAAUGGGGACAUUUGCGGCCUUGAUAAUCUGAAGGACAAGCCAUAUUUAUUCUUUUUUGACCUGUUAGAGUGUGCCAAGAGGGGACUGGCAGUGGCUGUGACGGGUUGCCCCACCCCUCAGGUGUGUGUAUCCAAGUGUCCAGACACCAAUUACGUCUACUGGGAAUCAUAUUUGAAGGAAAAAAUUAAAGGAGAUGUUGAUGAGACAGAACGAGCCAAGUUAAUAUGCAAAUAUAACAUAAACCCAUUGAACGACACAAGAACAAUUGACAAGCUGGUUGAGAGUGAAGAUUGUGCAUCUUACUAUGUGGAAUCUGCAUCUAUUGUGAGCCGCUGUAUUCCUGCUGUGUUUGGCAAGCUUGCAGAUUUAGGCAGUGCAAUAGUGACUAGUAACGGGACGGAGAUAAAAAAUCAAUUGAACGAAACAAUUACAGGAAAACUGCUAGAGAAUGCCACAGUGCACCUUGCUGAACUAUACAAAGUGAAAGAGUACGGAGAACUCAUAUUCAAAGAUGUGGUUGCUUCCUGGCACUUGGUUCUCAUUGGUCUGGCAAUGGCAAUGGUCAUCUCUCUGGUGUGGAUCAUCUUGAUGCGAUGGCUGGUUGGAAUUAUGGUUUGGACGGCUCUGUUUGCCUUCAUAGCCCUCUUUGCGUUUGGAGCCUAUUACAGCUUCAGCAAAUACUAUGAACUAAAGAGCUCCAACGUCACAGCUGAGCUAGGGCUAUCGCAAGCAUUUGCCCUAAACUUCGAUUACUACCUUUCUCUCAAACAGACGUGGCUGGCGUUUGGUUGUACGACAUCAACAAUCCUGGUGCUAUUUGUUCUGAUUCUUAUUUUCCUGGUCACCCGAAUUUGUCUCGCAAUAAAACUCCUCAGUGAAGGCAGCAAAGCCAUUGGAUACAUGAUGUCGACACUGCUGUGGCCGGUGAUUCCGUUCCUGCUCCAAGUUAUUGUUGUUAUCUACUACGGUUCAUCAGCAGUUUUCAUUGCCUCUAUGGGUGAGACCAAGUACAAUCUUGAGAAUGUGACGGCUUCAGGUGUGGUUGGUGACGUCACUAACGAAAUACCAUGUACUCCAGGUGGUGCUGAUGUUGGGACCAGGUUGUGCCAUUUUGUAAAGUAUGGCGGAAAUGAAUAUACCUUUUACCUGCAGAUAUUCAUGCUAUUCAUGUUUUUCUGGCUCAUGAACUUUAUCGUGGCACUGGGACAGAUGACACUGGCAGGAGCCUUUGCGUCAUAUUACUGGGCGUACGAGAAACCACGUGACAUUCCAGCUGCACCGUUAACAAGAUCUCUCUAUAGAUCGCUCCGGUAUCAUCUGGGCACCCUAGCCUUUGGCUCUCUGAUUAUUGCCAUCAUUCAGAUCAUUCGAGCCUUUCUCGGAUAUCUUGACAGAAAACUGAAGAGCUCAGAAAAUGCAGUAGCAAAGUUUAUUGUCAAAUGUUUAAGGUGUUGUUUCUGGUGUUUAGAGAAAAUAUUGAAGUUUAUCAACAAGAAUGCUUACAUCAUGACUUCAAUAUAUGGGUUGAAUUUCUGCUCAGCGGCCAAGGAAGGUUUUUUCCUCAUUAUGAGAAAUAUCAUACGAACGCUUGUUCUUGACAGAGUGGCCGACUUUAUCAUGCUUGUGAGUAAACUGAUGGUAACAGGAGCUGUAGGUGUCGGUGCGUUUUUCUGGUUCCAGGCAAAGAUUCCAUUUUUUGAAAAUUUCGUUCCAACGUUGACUUACUACCUUGUGCCUGUGAUUAUUCUGAUAAUUGGGACAUUCUUGAUAGCUACGACUUUCUUCAACGUCUACAGCAUGGCAGUGGAUACUCUCUUCUUGUGUUUCUUGGAGGAGUUGGAGCGAAAGGAUCAGUCACAGAAUGGAAAAGAAUACAUGAGCAAGGGUUUGAAGAGGAUACUGAAGAAAUCAAACAAGAAGGGAAGCAAGUGAGCUGUCAUCAUUCCAAGGUCAACCUCGUGUAAUAGUUGUAAUGCACGGAAUGUUAUGAAAUUUGGGACUCGGAGAUAUAAAGGAUCAGUUUAGAUACUAAUUAUAUAGAUCUAGUCUGAUUACUGAUGAUUACUGUCAGUUUUAAAUAUGUAUUGUUCCACUCAAUGCAGGUUAUUUUUAAAAUGCAACAGUUUUCACUACAAGUUUUAAUAAGCUGUGAUUUUCAAUAUAAAACAAUAUUACUUUUAAAAUGGCUUGUACUGUAUGUGUAUUAGUUAGUAUGAAGCUAUAAAGUUAGUAAAAAUGUGAUAUUUUGUUUUAGAACAUACAUUUUUGGAGAGAAUGAUUUGUUCUACUUUAGUCCAACUGAACAGGGUUUUUUUUUAUGAAUAUGAUCUCGUAUCACUUUCUUCAGUUAUUAUGUUUUUAAAAAAUGAGAAUAAAAUAUUGACCACCCAAAGAUGAACUAAAAAAACCCUGUUAGGUCAGGUUGUAACCAGGACCAGCUUAAGAAUCUGCGGGGCCUGUAGCACAAAUAACAGCGGAGCCCCCUUCCCAGGAUAUAUAUUUUGCAACCCGCUCAGGGAGAGGGGGAAGAUGACCUGGGGGAAAUAAAUGUACACAUCACCAUGGGGCCCCCUGAAGCGCGGGGCCCAUAACACGUGCUACUAGGAUAAACCGGCUCUGGUUGUAACAAACUAAACUGGUGGUGGCCUUGCAAACUUCACUUUUCUCAUUUACUAUAACCGUCUUCAUUGAUUUAUCGCAUACCUCCAAGUUGAUUUCUGAUUUCACAUUAUGUCAUUAUUUAAUGUUCUAAAGGUCACUGAAAUUGUAUAUCCAUGAGAUUGUAAAUAAUAUAAGUGUUCAUGGUAAUACAAAUUACAUUAUGUGCCAUUUCAUGAUUUGGUACAAAAAUAGAUCUGUCAGUUGCAUGUUUCAUGGUAGAUACUGUACAUUAUUUUUCUAACUCAUAUACAUCAUUUAUACAUCAUUUAUGUUAUAGUGUUUCUUAUCCUACUUUCAGACAAAUGUUUUACCUUGGAGGUUAAUAUAAUAAAUUCUAUAUGUUGAAUCAACAAAGUUGUAAACAGGAAACUGAGGAAUAUUGUUCUAUAACAUAACAGAAUACAGAUGAAUUCUUCCGUUCUUGAUAUAUUUCCAUUGGUUAAACUUGUACAUCCCAACCAGAAAGGGCUAUAGGGUUUCAUUUCUGUCUGUCUGUCCCACAUACAGUUUUCCGAGUAUUAUUUUUUGAAAGCCUUGAGAUAUUGAGCUGACAUUUUGUGUAUAGCUUUAUCAUGUACUGCUACAGUUCAAAUUUGACUUUCAUGGCGAUUUACCCAUUUUUGACAGAGUUAUGGUCAUUGAACUUAGAAGAUGUGAAAAUCAAGGCCUUGAGAUAUUGACCUGAAAUUUAGUGUAUAGCUUUAUAAUGUACUGUUACAGAUCAAGUUUGACUUUCAAGGCGAUUUACCCAUUUUUGACAGAGUUAUGGCCCUUGAAUUUAGAUGUGAAAAAUUGUUUUCCAGCCUUUUGUUUUGGAGUGCCUGUUACUAUCAAGAUCAGUGUUCUCGCUGGGUGAAAAUUAACGGAGGGUGGCCGAGCAGCACCACACCCUUCAAAAAAAAACCCCAAAACCCCCAACAAUAAACGAAAAGCUAAAAAAAAAAGAAGAAAAAAAGGGGGAUAUGGUUACUAUAUUGUUGUGUGUAGGUUGACUUUGUGGAAAAACAUACUUCUUAUUUUGCCUACAAAAAAGUGCAAAAGAAGUUUAUACGGAAUACAAGGAGACUUGUCUUUUAAUUGAACCGGAGAUGUUAUCCAUCUGACAUUCACAGGCAGUUCCGGUUUUGCUGAACCGAUCAAAGUUUUAUUAUUAUUAUUUUUAAUAUUUGUAAAGUGAUCCCCUAAUGUCGGAUACAUUUUUUGUUAUUUCCAUCUUCAUCAAAUGAAUCGAUCACU